This is a messenger RNA of Arabidopsis lyrata subsp. lyrata, 1266 nucleotides long. Its product is annotated as protein DEHYDRATION-INDUCED 19 homolog 3. The transcript is spliced from 5 exons. The record is from RefSeq and is a predicted model, not a curated record. The coding region runs from base 261 to 932 and encodes 223 amino acids. Lineage: Eukaryota; Viridiplantae; Streptophyta; Magnoliopsida; Brassicales; Brassicaceae.
CGUCUGUCUCUCACUCUCUAUCCAAAAUAAUUAAAAUGAGGAGAAGCCAAAAAAAAAAGAAAGACAAAACUUUGUUUAAAAACCGACCCAGAAUCGUGGUCUUUGUAAUCUGUCUUUUACCAUUUUCGUUGGAUUUCUUCAGACAAUAAUCAGACUCCGACGCCAGAAUCAUUUUCUUUCGUAAAUCGAUUCAUUUUCUUCAUAACUUUAUUUGUUGAGUUUUUUCUUUCCGGGUUUUGAUUUGGUUAGUUUUGUCAAUAAUGGAUUCUGAUUCAUGGAGUGAUCGUCUUGCUUCAGCUACAAGGAGAUACCAGCUAGCUUUUCCACCACGAUCUGAUACAUUCUUAGGGUUUGAAGAGAUAGAUGGGGAAGAAGAGUUCAGGGAAGAGUUUGCUUGCCCUUUCUGUUCUGACUAUUUUGAUAGUGUGUCUCUCUGCUGCCACAUAGAUGAAGAUCAUCCUAUGGAAGCCAAGACCGGGGUAUGUCCAGUUUGUGCGGUUAGGGUGGGUGUUGACAUGGUUGCUCAUAUAACCCUUCAACAUGCUAAUAUAUUCAAGAUGCACCGCAAGAGAAAAUCAAGAAGAGGCGGGUCACAUUCCACGUUAUCGAUCUUAAGGAGAGAGUUUCCUGAUGGAAACUUUCAGAGCCUAUUUGGAGGAUCUUCGUGUAUAGUAUCUUCUUCCUCAUCAUCCAAUGUAGCGGCUGACCCAUUGUUAUCGUCGUUCAUUUCACCUAUUGCUGAAGGGUUCUUCACAACGGAGUCAUGUAUAUCUGCAGAAACCGGUUCUGUCAAGAAACCAUUAACUCAGAGUAUACCUGAAGGGAAUGCAAAAAUACCGUCUCUUUCAGCUGAGGAUCAUAAGCAGAAGUUGAAACGCAGUGAGUUUGUUCGAGAGCUGUUGAGCUCUACGAUUCUUGAUGACGGCUUAUAAUGGAGUAAAAUGCUUCUGGUAACUUGUCAGCAAUGAGGAAACUCCAUGUUCUGUCUCAGGAGAAAGUAGGAAAUUAUUGUUUGUGGGGAGCAAAUAAAGGAGAGAGAGAAAGAGAUUAUGAAUGAGUGUAACUUAUGAACACAUUAAUAGCUUCUGCGGUUAACGCUCCAAUUGCCUGUAGGUCAUGAAAAAACAAAAUGUAUCUAUUUCACGUAUUUGCAUUCAAUCAUUCGUUUCCAAUUCCUUGAUACAAUCUGGUUAGUCAAAGUCUUACGUUUCAUUGCUUGUGAAAGUUUGCAUUGUACUUUCCUUAACAGAGAAAUAUCGGUUCCUA